CGAUAGGGCAGGAUGGUAUGCAAAACACUUGAAAACACGAAGGCAUGAAUGAUACCGAUACGACCGUCUCCGAUAUUUUAUCAGGACGUCAACCGAUUUGCUUAUCUUUGCACAUUGCUGGAGGCAUCGUAAUCGCUAUUAUAAUCUUGAGCUGUUGCUGUGCUCUAUGUGUGAGAAACAAGUGUGCGAGACUCUGUAACAAGCUCACGGGGAAGAAGAAAAAAGAAAAACAUUUUGACAUCGAAGAAGGACGAAAGAAGCGGGGCAGCGCGAGGAAACUGCGGAAAAAGCGGAAGAGAACUCUCUCGCCAGACGUGGUGCAUGCCGAAAAGGAACUCACCACGCCGAUCAUCGCCCGGGAACAGGAGAGAUCGGAGAAUGCAUCGCCGAUCACUUGUUACAAAUGUUGCCCAAAGAAAAAGAGGAGACGGAGACUCAAGAGAUAGACAUGACAAGGAAAGAGUUGUUGACGCGUAAACGACUGAAUAAAGCAUCUUUCCGAAUUAAAAAAAAAAAAAA
Messenger RNA from Linepithema humile (Argentine ant), 519 nucleotides. RefSeq lists its product as uncharacterized. The record is from RefSeq and is a predicted model, not a curated record. Lineage: Eukaryota; Metazoa; Arthropoda; Insecta; Hymenoptera; Formicidae.